UGUGUGUCUGUCUGUCUGUCUGUCUGUCUGUCUCUCUGUAUGUCUGUAUCUAUCUGUGCAGCAUCUUCUCGAUUGACCUCGUCAGAGAAAUGCAGAGCACAUUAUCAUUAGGAGAAUUGUUUUGGGGCAGCGCAUCGCGAGCAGAACACAUCCACCACUGGAGGGAUCAAAUCUGUGCCAUCUGAUGCUCAAGGAUUUAUGGGUUUAGACAAAAUUGCUUUUCCCAGUGUGGAGAUUAAACUGUGUGUGAUGUUAGCAGGACAGACGUCCAUGUUUGUUCAGGCUGUGCCACUAAAGAGAGGAUGAGGCUUGUUCUGGCUGCAAAGUGUGGAGGAUGUGAACACUGAACAGGGAUAUGAGCACCAUGCAGCUGGAGACUGUGUUUGUGUUUAUCUGCGUCUGUCUGGUGGGCGCCGCUGGAAGAUCAUCCCACAUAAGAGGUCACAGACCGGAGCCCUACAAGCAAAGCAGAUUACGCCGAGAAACAACACGAGUGGAUGGAGGAACACACAAGUCUGGCAGCCCAAUCUUCAGAAGAAGUCCAGACAUGACAAAGUCUCCUAUGACCAAAUCUGAGCAGCUGUUGAGGAUAGAUGACCAUGAUUUCACAAUGAGACCUGCGUUUGGAGGACCUCCGAUUCCAGUAGGUGUGGAUGUCCAGGUGGAGAGUCUCGACACCAUCUCUGAGGCUGACAUGGAUUUUACCAUGACCCUGUAUUUGAGACAUUACUGGAAAGACGAGCGCCUGUCCUUCUCGAGCACCAAUAAUCAAAGCAUGACCUUCGACAGCCGGCUGGUGAAGAAGAUCUGGGUUCCUGACAUGUUCUUCGUUCACUCCAAAAGAUCUUUCAUCCACGACACCACAACAGACAACGUGAUGCUACGAGUGUAUCCCGACGGAAACGUCCUGUACAGUCUGAGAGUGACCGUCACUGCCAUGUGUAACAUGGACCUGAGUCGAUUCCCUCUGGACACACAGACGUGCUCACUGGAGAUCGAGAGCUAUGCGUACACUGACGACGAUCUAAUGCUUUACUGGAAGAAGGGCAACGAGUCGCUGAACACCGAUGACAAGAUUUCUCUGUCCCAGUUUCUCAUCCAGAAGUUCCACACCACAACCAAGCUUGCGUUCUACAGCAGCACAGGCUGGUACAAUCGUCUCUACAUACACUUCACUCUUCGGCGGCACGUCUUCUUCUUCCUGCUGCAAACGUAUUUCCCGGCCACGCUGAUGGUCAUGCUGUCCUGGGUGUCCUUCUGGAUCGACCGCAGGGCCGUGCCAGCCAGAGUUCCUCUCGGCAUCACGACGGUGCUCACGAUGUCCACCAUCAUCACCGGAGUCAACGCCUCCAUGCCCAGAGUCUCCUACAUCAAAGCCGUGGAUAUUUACCUGUGGGUCAGCUUCGUCUUCGUCUUCCUCUCCGUCAUCGAGUACGCGGCCGUCAAUUACCUGACCACGGUGCAGGAGCGGCGAGAGAGGAAGCUCAGGAAUCAACUGCCUUGCACGUGUGGACUAGUGAACCCAGACGAGGACAUGAUGAUGACCACGUGCUACAGCGGCGAGGAUCCCAGCGCAGCGGGGACGUAUGGGAUGCCUGAGAACGGAGCGAGGCAGGAGAGGAUCCUGGCCCAGCUUACCCUCGCCGACAGCCGGAGGACGAGCCGAGUGAAGACGCCCCUGGCAUACGUCAACGUCUGGAUAGACACUCAUGCCAUAGACAAGUACUCCCGAGUGAUCUUUCCUGCCGCUUACACGCUCUUCAACAUCAUCUACUGGUCCAUCUACUCCUAACACCUCAGCGGAUCUGAGAGAACCAGAACAUCAUCCGCUGCGUCUCUCUGCCUUCUCCAUCCUGGAUCUCACACUCCUACAGUGUUGUAGGUUUCUAUUGUUCAACAAAAGCAACUUGAGUUGAAACUCAUGUUACUCCUCACAAAUAAAGAUGAGAAGCCACUGGUGUGAAAGGACUGAUCUGGCAGAAGCUGCCCGUUUAGAGACCACACACGUGACUCCUUCGAGACUGUUAUUUCAAUGCAUGUAUUUAUCAAGGAUGUCUAUCAGUGAAAUUCUUUUAAUUUUUAUUUGCACAAUGUUGUUGUAGUCACACAUUAAGACUGAAUGGUGUGUGAAUGUACAGCAGGGACUCUUCACUCAAGACAACUACACAACACAACCCUAAAUCAAGUUUGCUCACUCUUCUUGGACAUACAGUAACCUUGCAGGCAAUAUGUGAGGAUGCAGUCCUCCGCUGGCGUUCACAUGAACCUUUCUGCACAACAUUGAUGUUUUCAACUGACAAGAGUCUUUAUAAACAUCUAGCCUAUAUUUACUAAAAUAACUUGAUAAAUGCUUUUAUAAUUUAAUUUUUCAUGUUUAAUAUUACAAACUGUGCUGUGUUUUUAAUAAAAUACAUGUUAGGUAUGAUUAAAAAAGGCCAUAGUUUAUUUUUAUUCAACAGAGGGUAAAACAAACAAUGCAUAUUGUAUGAUCUGACAUUGUGCAUUAUUCAUCUGAACAUAUGGAUGAUUUUAAACCUUUAAUCCUUCUGAAUAUACAUGACCUUUGUUCUUUUCUUCUGCAGACUAGUAAUCUCUGGUAAUCUACAGCGGCCUGCUAAUGGAUCGCGCCAUUUGUGGCAUUGCAUCGAUUUCCUCACGCUGAUCAACACAUAAGCAUGAAUAAGCACUUCAGUACUAUGUUGAGAGAGUCUGGCAAUAUUGUGUAAAUGAAAAAAUGCAAAGCAUGAAAUUUUACUGAUAUGGGAACCAAACGAAAGCAAACCAUCCAGUAUAACUCCAAGACUUUUCACCUGGGCAGAAAUAUUGACUGAUUAUGAUCAAUGAACAAGGUACAGGAUUGAGUUUAAGACAGACCCAGAACCCACAAGGAGGGCUUCAGUCUUACUGGUAUUUAACUUAAAAAAAAAAAAAUUUGACAUUCAAAUAUUAAUGUCCUGGACACAUUUAGUAAAAUCAGGAGGGGGAUGAAAAACAUUAGGUCUUUCAGAAAUGUACACGUCGUCGGCGUAAAAAUUAAAAUGAAUACCGUAGGAACAAAAAAUAAGACCAAUAGGAA
Carassius auratus (goldfish) is the source of this 3076-nucleotide messenger RNA. RefSeq names its product gamma-aminobutyric acid receptor subunit rho-1-like. Gene Ontology annotation, molecular function: extracellular ligand-gated monoatomic ion channel activity; transmembrane signaling receptor activity. Lineage: Eukaryota; Metazoa; Chordata; Actinopteri; Cypriniformes; Cyprinidae. Gene Ontology annotation, biological process: monoatomic ion transmembrane transport. Gene Ontology annotation, cellular component: membrane. The record is from RefSeq and is a predicted model, not a curated record. The transcript has 10 exons. Bases 356 to 1792 code for a protein of 478 amino acids.